Sphenostylis stenocarpa is the source of this 813-nucleotide messenger RNA. The record is from the annotation of a GenBank genome assembly. NCBI's taxonomy places the organism in Eukaryota, Viridiplantae, Streptophyta, Magnoliopsida, Fabales, Fabaceae.
AUGAAUACAUUUGGUUCAGAAAUAUGCAGUAGUGGGUGCGAGUCGGGUUGGACUCUAUACCUGGAGCACUCUUUCUUUAACCAGAAUGCUUCAUCACAUAGAGGUGGAACUGAAGCGUGUUUUGAGGUGGAACACAUGGACAAAAGAUUCAAAGAUGAGGACUCUGGGGAGGAGGAUUUGUCCAUGGUUUCUGAUGCUUCUUCUGGACCUCCUCAUUUUCCACACUAUGAGUCUUACUUGAAUGAAGAUGUUAGUGGCUGCUUCCAUCCAGCUUCCAAGGCAGUGAAGCCGGUCAAGAGUGGUAAAAAGAAGCAGAAAGUUAAGGAAAAUCAACACCUUGAAGAUCAACAUCUGACUUCUGUUCUUCAUGACACUGCUAGCUCUCCUGUCUUCGACUUUUCCACUAACAAUGCUACAAGGGACAACCGACAAACAUCUGUAGGGAGCGUGGUUGAUUAUUCACAAGGUUUUUCUGCAACUUAUUUUGAGAACCAUUUAUAUUCUUGCAGGGAAGAUCUUCAUUCCAAGAAGAACACUUUGGUUUCUUACAAUCAGAAAAUAAACUCAAAGGCAACAAAUGGUAUGGAGGGAAAGGCAUGGGAACAAGGGAUGGGCAAUGAGGAAGUUGAAGAAAGAAGAGGAGGAAAUAUGAAAGUUGAUGUUGGAGUAUUUAGUGUGUCACUCUUUAAAUCUCUUCUAAGGUCUGGAGAUCCUGCCUGUGAUCUUCCUGACCCAAAUGAACAUGCCCCAUUUUGUAUAGUUUGUCAACUUUAUCUCUUUUGGAAGGAUCCUCUUUUAAAAUAUGAUAUGUGA